Molecule: messenger RNA, 1160 nt
Organism: Apis dorsata (giant honeybee)
Lineage: Eukaryota; Metazoa; Arthropoda; Insecta; Hymenoptera; Apidae
Product: UPF0764 protein C16orf89 homolog
Exons: 7
Coding region: 124-1137 (337 amino acids)
Cellular component (GO): membrane; cytosol
Source: RefSeq, a predicted model, not a curated record
ACUUCAGUUUUAAUUUCAUUAAAAUCUUAUGGACUUAUGGGGGUUUGCGGUGGGGUUGUCGCUAUAAAAUCCUUGGAAAAUCGAGAUCCCAUUUCUUCAGAGUUGUGAACUAACUGUAUAGAAAUGCUUAGAAAGUUCACUAGUACUUGGGCAAUUCUGCUUUUCUGUGGCUUCCCGCCAUGGAGCUGUGGAAACUUUACUUCCAAGAAUUUUGAAGAAAAAUUAGUCAAAUUGUCUAAAGUGAUAGAAUACAUUCAUCAAAGACCUCAACAAAUGAAUGCCGAUGUUACGUUAUCUCUAACUAUUGUUCAAGCUAACAUUGCUGCUAUUUUUUUACAUAAAAAUGCACAAUUCUUGACCGAUAAACAUCGAAAUAUACUUAUGACGAUUUUAAAACUUUGUGAUUUAACAAGACGAGAUUUAUUAAAUAAAAUUGUUUUAGAGAAUGAAGAUAUCCGAUUAUUGCACGAAACAAUAAAUUAUCCCAAUUUAUGGAUGAAAAAGAUAUCAUGGCAGCAUGGUGCUCUAGUAAAAGGGAGAGCCAAUAUCGGAUCUUAUCGAGAUAUACGAGAUCUGAUAAUGCAAGGAGCGCCUAAGGAGGAAGAAAGCGAUCGAUGUCUCGCUGAAAUCGUUCGAAAUAAGUUCAAUUCGGAUCAUAGAAUUCCUAGUUUAUGCCUUGAAAUAUUAACUACUCGAGAAUCCACCAAAGGAUAUCCUCUCACUCAUCGAUUAUUAAUCGUUCAAAUUGCCAAAAUAAUGGAAUGUGAUCAAGAUCUUCCAUCUUCAGAAUUAAUACUUUUUUAUUGUUCUGCAAUUUUCCAAGAUCUGAUCGAUAUCGAAAUAGCUGGAUUUCCUUAUCAAACACCAGAUUUAAUGAUGGAACAGGUUGUUUUAUGCGGCAUAGAAGGUUUUCUUGAAUUCACUGAUAAGCAUUAUGAACGAUUAGUAUUGGAUUGGUCACAUCCUAGCGGUUGCUUCAGUUCUUUCGGAAAUAAAUUUCUUAGUAGUAACAAAAUGCGUGUGAUACGAAGAGCUUCGAUGCAAACUGAUUUUGGCUGUGAUAAUCACGCUACUGGCUUAGCCGCUGCUUCUCUUUCUUUAUUUAUUCGCAAAAGUUUAGAGAAUACGUAUGAGUAACAACGGAAUUAUUCAUCGUUUAC